Messenger RNA from Pelobates cultripes (western spadefoot toad), 351 nucleotides. The record is from the annotation of a GenBank genome assembly. Lineage: Eukaryota; Metazoa; Chordata; Amphibia; Anura; Pelobatidae.
AUGGCGGGAAGUGGAGGAAUGGAAAAACCUCUCGAGGGCGCAAACUUGUCCUCAGCUUCCACAAGCAGCACACACUGCCCCCUUGGGCUGAGAGCAAAGAGAGUUUCGACCCGCAAGUACUUGCCACACACGUGGAGGGCUACGAGACGCAAACGGAGCACCAUACCAACAACCAGCAGCGCCCACCAUACUAUCCCAAAUGGGAAGACCCUGGACUCCAGGCUCAAUGCAAAAGGGUAUCAGCUCUCCCACAACCCCGGGGCUAGAGAGGCACCUCAACAUUGCUACAAUGCUCCCCAGUGCGGCCUGAGUCCACAAUCGAGAAGCGACUCCCAUAGGGGUAUCGGAUGA